AUCCAUUUCUACAUGAACUACAACACAUCAGAGCAGAGCAUGGCAGCAGGGGCGUAGCCACAGGCCGGGAACACGACAAAGCCGACACGCUUCGCGCUUCUCUUCUCCUCAGUUUGGUGGGUUCUGCUCACCAGUCUCGCUCGCAGUAUACAAAGUCUCCAUAGUCCAUCCUACUGCAUUCGGAGACCACGGACUUGGGAAGUUGGAAAACCACACUCUCACCCACAGCUAGGAACCAUGAGGACCAUCAUGGCGAGGAGCCCGCACGAGUCCUCCUUCUCCUUCUCCCGGAGGAACUUCAAGUGGCCUGUUCUUGUCAAGAGCAGCAGCCAUGGCGCCGCGGCCGGCGCGGAGGACGGCUCCGGCAAGGGCUCGGAGGCCGACGACGAGGACGAGGCGGCCAUGGCGUUCUCCUCCAGCUGCCCGUCGUUCCACUCGGAGGACUUCGUAUCCCCGUCGUACAAGGCGCCACCUCCACCGAAGCAGCGCAGCAAGAAGUGUCGCGCGGCGGUCUCCCGGCUGCGCACGGCGCUUGCCUCGGCCAUCGCCGGGCGGCACCGGCAGGUCGGGCUCGGAGCGCGGCUCACGGGCACGCUCUACGGCCACCGCCGCGGCCACGUACACCUCGCGUUCCAGGUGGACCCGCGCGCGUGCCCCGCGGUGCUGCUCGAGCUCGCCGCGCCCACGGCAUCGCUGGUGCGCGAGAUGGCCUCGGGCCUCGUCCGCAUCGCGCUCGAGUGUGACCGCGCCAAGGGCGCCUGCGCCUUGUCGAGCGCCGCGGCCGCAACCAAUGGCGGCGGCUGCAGGAAGCUGGUUGAGGAGAAGGUGUGGCGCGCGUACUGCAACGGCAAGGGCUGCGGGUACGCGGUGCGGCGCGAGUGCGGCGCCGCGGACUGGCGCGUGCUGCGCGCGCUGGAGCCCGUGUCUAUGGGCGCGGGCGUCAUACCGGCGGCGUGCGGCGGUGGCGAGGGGGACGUCAUGUACAUGCGCGCUCGCUUUGAGCGCGUCGUGGGCUCCCGCGACUCGGAGGCAUUCUACAUGAUGAACCCGGACAGCAGCGCCGGCGGCAAUGGCGGCCCGGAGCUUAGCAUCUACCUCCUUAGAGUUUGAUCGCGCAUCUACCUUCGCUGCGCCUGCGAUAGCCACCGCGAUCUUGCAUGCUUUAAGCUGCUGUCUUCUCAUACGUGUGUGUUUUCCUCGUGUGGUUGUGAAAAAUGCGUGUCAGUUUAGACUUCAGACUGCUGCAGAAUGAAACUUUAUUGGAGAACUUUCUUUUUGGGGGCGUUUAUAGGAAGCCUGGUUGGAUUUCCCAUAUUUUGUGAUGUUAGUCAAUCAUCUCCCCUCUGCAAUAAAGGUCACAGUCUCACAGAGUAGAGGCGACGGUGUUGUGGGAUUAAUGCAGAGUAAUGAAACGAGUAUGUCUUCA
Molecule: messenger RNA, 1426 nt
Organism: Zea mays
Lineage: Eukaryota; Viridiplantae; Streptophyta; Magnoliopsida; Poales; Poaceae
Product: protein MIZU-KUSSEI 1
Exons: 1
Coding region: 238-1110 (290 amino acids)
Biological process (GO): hydrotropism
Source: RefSeq, a predicted model, not a curated record